This is a messenger RNA of Orcinus orca (killer whale), 3091 nucleotides long. RefSeq names its product hypocretin receptor 2 (gene HCRTR2). Gene Ontology annotation, molecular function: orexin receptor activity. Gene Ontology annotation, biological process: circadian sleep/wake cycle process; G protein-coupled receptor signaling pathway; feeding behavior. The transcript is spliced from 8 exons. Gene Ontology annotation, cellular component: membrane. The coding region runs from base 1 to 1371 and encodes 456 amino acids. Lineage: Eukaryota; Metazoa; Chordata; Mammalia; Artiodactyla; Delphinidae. The record is from RefSeq and is a predicted model, not a curated record.
AUGUCCGGCACCAAACUGGAGGACUCCCCACCUUGUCGCAACUGGUCAUCUGCUCCGGAGCUGAAUGCAACUCAAGAGCCCUUUUUAAACCCCACCGACUAUGACGACGAGGAAUUCCUGCGGUACCUGUGGAGGGAAUACCUCCACCCCAAAGAAUACGAGUGGGUCCUGAUCGCCGGCUACAUCAUCGUGUUCGUGGUGGCUCUCAUUGGGAACGUCCUGGUUUGUGUGGCUGUGUGGAAGAACCACCACAUGAGGACGGUGACCAAUUACUUCAUCGUCAACCUUUCUCUGGCUGACGUGCUCGUGACCAUCACCUGCCUUCCAGCCACUUUAGUAGUGGACAUCACUGAGACCUGGUUCUUUGGACAAUCCCUCUGUAAAGUGAUUCCUUAUUUACAGACCGUGUCAGUGUCUGUGUCUGUCCUCACACUGAGCUGCAUUGCCUUGGAUCGGUGGUAUGCGAUCUGUCACCCUUUGAUGUUUAAGAGCACAGCCAAGCGGGCCCGGAACAGCAUCGUCAUCAUCUGGAUUGUGUCCUGCAUCAUAAUGAUCCCUCAGGCCAUCGUCAUGGAGUGCAGCACCAUGCUCCCUGGCUUAGCCAAUAAAACCACUCUCUUUACAGUCUGUGAUGAGCACUGGGGCGGUGAAAUUUACCCCAAGAUGUAUCACAUCUGUUUCUUUCUGGUGACCUACAUGGCACCACUGUGUCUUAUGGUGUUGGCCUAUCUGCAAAUAUUUCGUAAACUCUGGUGCCGACAGAUUCCUGGAACAUCAUCUGUAGUUCAGAGAAAAUGGAAGGCCCUGCAGCCUCUUUCACAGCCUCGGGGGCCAGGACAGCAGACCAAAUCCAGGAUUAGCGCUGUGGCCGCUGAAAUAAAGCAGAUCCGAGCCAGACGGAAAACAGCCCGGAUGCUGAUGGUUGUGCUUUUGGUGUUUGCAAUUUGCUAUCUACCAAUUAGCAUCCUCAAUGUGCUAAAGAGAGUAUUUGGGAUGUUUACCCACACGGAAGACAGAGAGACUGUAUAUGCCUGGUUUACCUUUUCACACUGGCUUGUAUAUGCCAAUAGUGCUGCGAACCCAAUUAUUUAUAAUUUUCUCAGUGGAAAAUUUCGAGAGGAAUUUAAAGCUGCAUUUUCUUGCUGUUGCCUUGGAGUUCACCGCCAGGAGGAUCCGCUGGCCCGGGGACGGACGAGCACUGAGAGCCGAAAGUCCCUGACCACCCAGAUCAGCAACAUUGAUAACAUAUCAAAACUGUCCGAGCAGGUCGUGCUCACGAGCGUUAGCACACUCCCAGCGGCCAACGGUGCGGGGCCACUCCAAAACUGGUAUCUACAACAGGGACCACCAUCAUCACUACUGUCAACCUGAUUGGAGGUCAGAAAGAAGAGGCUAAGUACCAAUGUUGAAAGUCACUCAGCAUUAUCUCACUCAAAGAGGUAAUGCUUUAUGAAAUAGUGCCCCUGUGUUACAAGUGCAGUUUGGAAGAAGACAGGUUUUAAAGCCCUGGCGUGCUUUAUGGCUACUUGGAUGAUUUGAGUUUCUUUCUUUUUUUUUUUUUUUAAGAUUUUUUUGAUGUGGACCAUUUUUUUAAAAAGCCUUUAUUGAGUUUAUUACAAUAUUGCUUCUGUUUUAUGUUUUGGUUUUUUGACCCCGAGGCAUGUGGGAUCUUAGCUCCCCGACCUGGGGUCAAACCCUCACCCCCUGCAUUGGAAGGCGAAGUCUUAACCACUGGACCACCAGGGAGGUCCCUGAGUUUCUAACUAAAACCUUCAAAUCUCCAGUUUUAUUUACCCUUACAAAAACCUAAGUUUGUAGAAGCAGACAGUUGCCAAGAAUGAGCAUUUCCCAGAAGGAAAAAGCAAACACACACCAGUCCUUACAAGAAACUGUGGGAAUGGAAUAACAGCCCAGGCACACUGCUGUCAACUUGUUGAUACAAGAAUCCUCCUAAGAGGUCUGGAUUUAGUACUGACCAUCAUAGGGCAAAUGGGAAAGAAACAGGUGUUCCCAAAACCUGCCAGUCUUAUGGAACAAAGGGUCAACUACUUAUGUGUUAAUAACACAAAUUAGAAGACUUCUUCUGAAAGCAGUGUGUUGUGACUGUUUGAUGCUACACAUAGAAUAUAUAUCUCUCUUGUUUUGCUAUAUUUCACAGAUUGAAUGUAAAAUGUCAUUAAUUUUACUGAAAUUUUGUUAUCAAUAAGAGUGUGAUAAUAAUUUUACCUAAUAUAGAAUCCAUUUGAAGUUCAUUAUUUCUGAAUUUCUACAAACCUAUGAUAAUGUUGAUAUUCGAAUUCAUUCAUUCUUGGCAAAAAGGUAAUUCUCAAUUUCUGAGGAAAAUGUCUUCUAAAUUCUCCAAGGCUUGGAACAUUUCUUAGGUAUUAAAUAACUGUUAUAAAUCAUUGAUAAGUUAAUUGCAAAACUGUCAGGCACAAUGAUAUUGAGCUUCACUACCAGUGUACAUUGUUUUAAUGAAGAUAAAGGAAAAUAUGCUUAUAAAAUGUAAUCUGAAUAUACAUAAACCUGAAUGACAAUGUCAGAAUGACAAACCUCAUAGAUACUUUUGGACACAAAUUGUGAAGAGGGCUAUUACUAUUUUAAUGCUAGUGUAAUAAUAGAUGUUUUACAUUUGAUAUAAAUAAUAAUAAUCAAAUGCAUUUCAAAAACAAUCUGGGAAGUCAUUAUAAUUUAGAAAACUUUUCAAUUCCAAUUAAUUUUACAACAGAAGAUUUUCCUACAAGUUACAAGUCAAAAAAGAGUAAAUUCUAUUAGGUUAUGUGCAAUUAGCUUUCAAAUGGCAUGAAGCAGAAUUAUAGAUUUUUUUUAGAGACAAUAUAUGUAAACAGAAAAUAUUGUUAAUUUAAGUCUAUUCUAUUAUCUUAUGCACAUAGAAAGUGAAGUGCAAAGGCAUGAAAAACACUGUUAUCUCCCCAAAUUCAAAGGGGAUUGUUUUCUAGAGAACUAUUACAUUAAAGAGGGAGAAAAUUACUGCCACCCUCUUGCCACGUAUUUCUAUGAUCUCAAAAUUUCUUUGUAAGUUUUCGAGUCAGAAUGCCUUUUAAGUUUUUCAUGAAAUGUAUUUCUAUAA